This is a messenger RNA of Debaryomyces fabryi, 1713 nucleotides long. It is a transcript of the gene ZCF11, whose product is annotated as Zcf11p. The transcript is spliced from 2 exons. Gene Ontology annotation, molecular function: RNA polymerase II transcription regulatory region sequence-specific DNA binding; zinc ion binding; DNA-binding transcription factor activity, RNA polymerase II-specific. Gene Ontology annotation, biological process: regulation of DNA-templated transcription; cellular response to starvation. NCBI's taxonomy places the organism in Eukaryota, Fungi, Ascomycota, Pichiomycetes, Serinales, Debaryomycetaceae. The coding region runs from base 1 to 1713 and encodes 570 amino acids. Gene Ontology annotation, cellular component: nucleus. The record is from RefSeq and is a predicted model, not a curated record.
AUGAGUGAAAUCAAAAAUGAACCGAUGUCCAACUCAGAUUCUGUUGCAUCUAGUAACAGUACGAAAGUGAGACGUAAAAAAACCAACAGAGCAUGUAAUCAUUGUCACAAGGCACAUAUGACUUGUGACACCAAUAGACCCUGUCAACGUUGUUUACAGAGAGGAUUGGAAAGUAGCUGUCAAGAUGCACCCAGAAAACGAAAGAAAUAUUUAGCUGAUGUACCACCAAAUGUAUUAAGUAGGCCUGAAGGGUUAUCGCAAUCACCGCCUUACGAACUAGGUAAAGGUGAUAGUGUUAAUUAUCAAAAUAGUCCUUUUCAAGAGAGUCUGCAGCCGGACUUUGAUACACCUAUGACCACAACCAAUCCCAAUAAUGAUAUAAAUCAGGCCUUCGGGGCUUUUGGAAUGUAUCCCAAUAGUCAUUUAUUUCCAUCUAAUACGGGUCAAAUAAAUCAAGAUCCAAAUGCUAAUGUCAGUUCCGCUCAGGAUCUACUGAAACCACCUAUAAAUCCGCAUAUGCAACAACAGGGGUUACCACUGUAUAAUAAGCCAAGACGAACAAAUUUCCUUUCAUCAGCAGCAGAUUUAGAAUAUGCGACGCUUUCUAGCAUUCUUCAAGACAAUUUUGUUAAUGUUAAUGGUACCACAUCAGCAGAAGGAACUCCAAAUUCAAUUUUAUCGCCUUCAGUACUUCCUCACAAUGCACCUAACACGAACAGUAACGAUUCAAGGAGUGCGACAUCUCCCAGUAGUUUGAAUAACUUCGGCCAAAAUAAAGCUAUCAAUUAUACCUCCGGUUCAUCUCAUGCAUCUUCUCCAAAUGAUACUGUUUUUAAUAGCAAAAGUUCACAAUUAACAUCUAAAAAUGGCACCAAUAACAACAAACACUACUAUUCAUCGAAAUAUCCCAAAUGUGACGUAAGUAUCAAUCAGUAUUUCUUAGGCCCCACCGGUCCCGAUCAUGAAUUAAUUUAUCCAGAUGUCAUAACAGCUAUUGAAGAUAUGAAGGCAGCUGAUCCAUCUGUUUACCAUGAAAGAAAUUCCAAGCUGCUGUUGUCAUUUGCUAUAGGAAUAACCCCAGAAACAAAUGAAUAUACCAAAGAUAGAAAGUUACACGAAAAAAAGGAGACGUUUAAGGAACCGGACGAAAUAUAUGCAAAUGUCACCAAACCAUUCUCAUAUACCCCUGGAUAUCAUUCCUUGAUUGCUUACUUACGUCAGAGGUUCCCCAAGGAAAUGUUGGUCAAAAUGGCAGAAUCAAUAGCUGCUUAUCGUCCUUCAUUUAUUGCUUGUACAAAUUCGUUAAAAGAAAGUGAUUUAAUUUUCAUGGAGCAAUGCUUUCAAAGGACCUUACUUACAUACGAUAAUUUCAUUCGUGUCAGUGGAACUCCAACUAUUGUUUGGAGAAGGACCGGCGAAAUUGCAUACGUAGGAAACGAAUUUUGCGUAUUGACAGGUUGGAAAAAAGAAGAACUUUUAUUGGAAUCAAAAAAGUUUAUAGUCGAACUUCUUGACGAUAAGUCUGUCGUAGAGUAUUUUCAGCUAUUUCUGAAGAUAGCAUUUGGUGAUUUCUUGGGAGCUACAAUGACAGAAUGUACUCUCUUGACACCAAAGAAGGAUGUUAAGAUAAGAACAGGAUGCAUGUGGACGUUGAAAAGAGAUGUAUUUGGUAUUCCUAUGAUGAUUAUAGGGAACUUCUUACCCAUAAUAUAG